AUGGCAGGUGACAGCCGUCCGGGCGGGGAUGGGCUUCUGCGCCGUCUGCUGAGGCUGUACCGCACGGAGAUCGCGGUGGCUGUGGACCGCGCCUUCCCACUGCUGCACGCGCUGGCCGACCACGGCGUCGUCCCGGAGGACAAGUUCCAGGAGACGCUGCGCCUCGGGGAGCAGGAGGGCUGCCCGCAGGCCCUGCACAGGCUGCUGUCCUGGCUGCUGACCCGGGACUCGGGUGCCAUCCUGGACUUCUGGAAGGUUCUCUUCAAGAACUACAACCUGGAGAGUUAUGCCGGUCUGCAGGCGGUGAGGGACAGCUUCCCCAGAGACGUGGACCUCAGCCAGCCUCCCCGUGGGAGGAAGCCCCCCGCCAGCCCUAAGGUCUCGGCGCCCCUGCCGCCACCCAGGCCCCACAAGAGGAAAGUCAUGGAGGAGCCUCGUGCCCCACCCGCAGCCCCGGCCCCCAGGAGCACCUGCAGCCCAGGCUCCCACGGCAAGGCCAAGCCCCCACGGAAGCCUGAGAGCAGCCUGGACCCUCCGCACACCCCACUGGGGAAUGGGCUCCAGAGCGUGUCGGCUUCUGUCCAGAGAGCCGUGGCCGUGUCCUCAGGGGAGGCGCCUGGCACCAGGGGUGCCCUGGGAGGGGUGCUGCUCCAGCAGGUGUUCGAGUCAGGUGGCACCAAGAAGUGCGUCCAGGUCGGGGGGGAGUUCUACUCACCAGGCAAGCUCCUGGACCCGCCGGGGGGCAGGGGCAAGGCCCGCGGCAACAUGGGUGGCACUGGCGGUGGCGGUGGCGGUGGCGGCCUGAAGACUGUGGUCCGAGCCAAGGGAGCUCAGAGUGCGGCCUCUGGAGCAGCCGACCCGAGAGGGGCCCCACCGGGCAAGGUGCCCACACCCCAGGCCCCUAGGGGGUCCCGGGGGAGGUGGCGCCCGGCGGGCAGGGUGGAGGGACUGCGGGGCCCGGGUUGGGGGCGUUGGGGUGGGGGCCCGGGGCUGCACCCGGCUCCAGGCGGCCGUGUCCGUGUCCCGCAUCCGCGUCCGCGUCAGAAGAACGAGGACGAGUGCGCAGUGUGCAGGGACGGCGGGGAGCUCAUCUGCUGCGACGGCUGCCCCCGCGCCUUCCACCUGGGCUGCCUGGCCCCCCCGCUGCGUGCCAUCCCCAGUGGCACCUGGAGGUGCUCAGGCUGCCUCCAGGGGAGACCCCCUCGGGACCUGCCCCCCGCAGAGGAGCCCCCGCCCCCCGAGCCUCCUGUGGACAGCCGGGUGGUCCUGGGACAACAGGUGACAGAAGCCAGGAGCCUCCCCGGGGGGCCGCCCACGGUCACCUACAGACACCUGUUGCCCCUGCCUGAGCCCGACACUCCCACCCUGCACCCCCUCCUGAGCGGGGUCCCCGAGGGGCCACAGGGCCCCCCGCUACCCGCACGCUGUGGUGUCUGUGGGGACAGCAGAGACUCCCUGCGCUGUGAGCUCUGCGGUGCGGCCUUUCACCCUCACUGCCACUUCCCGGGGGGCGCCCGGUCGGGACCCGCUGUGCACUGCAAGUCCUGCUCAGGAGACCCUGGCCCGGUGCCCGGCGAGGGGACUCCCACGCCCCCCAAGGCAGCAGAUGGCGCGGGGACCUCAGAGCCAGGGCUGCACAGGGAUGACCUGGAGUCCCUCCUGAGCGAGCACGCCUUCGAUGGUCUACUGCAGUGGGCUAUCCACAGCAUGACUCGGCCCCUGGGCGACUCCCCCGGCUUCCCCUCCUGAUGGACAGAUGGACAGGGGCCUGGGGAGAGAGCCUGGCUGAGGACAGGGCCACCGUCUCAGGACACGGCUGGGCAGAGGGUCCCAGGGCACAGGGGAGUUGCCUGCUGGAGACCCCACCUCUGCAGCCCUGCCCCAGCCCUGGAGCCCUCUGAACCCCUGCCUUUCCCUCCUCCUCCCUCACCCCUGCUCCCCUGCCCUGCACCCUGCUCCCCUGCCCCCUGCCCUGCGCCCUGCACCCCUGCCCUAUGAACUUUCUCCCCAGCUGGGGGCUGAGCCUCAGGGUGGCCCGAGCCCCACCCUCCCC
Erinaceus europaeus (western European hedgehog) is the source of this 2053-nucleotide messenger RNA. RefSeq names its product autoimmune regulator (gene AIRE). Gene Ontology annotation, molecular function: translation regulator activity; DNA-binding transcription factor activity, RNA polymerase II-specific; DNA binding. Gene Ontology annotation, biological process: humoral immune response; regulation of transcription by RNA polymerase II. NCBI's taxonomy places the organism in Eukaryota, Metazoa, Chordata, Mammalia, Eulipotyphla, Erinaceidae. Bases 1 to 1749 code for a protein of 582 amino acids. Gene Ontology annotation, cellular component: cytoplasm; nucleus. The record is from RefSeq and is a predicted model, not a curated record. The transcript is spliced from 14 exons.